CUCGAUCAGGUCGAUAUGCCUCGUAAAAUUCUGGUUACAGGAGCAACCGGAAAGCAGGGGAGCGCGCUAGUCAGGGCGCUACGUCCAACCUCCGGUGACUCUCAGACCUCAGAGGAUAUUCCUUUCCAGAUUAUUGCAAUUACACGGGAUGCACGUAGCCCAGGCGCCCAAGAGCUUGAGAAGGAAAAGCAUGUCCGAGUGGUCGAGGGCAAUCUCGACUCAGCAGACUCGUUACGCAGGAUUUUUGAGGAAGCAAAAGAAGAAGGAGGCAUAUGGGGCGUCUUCUGCGUACUAGCGUUUCCUGGUCUCGGAGCAUCUGGCGAAAGUGAGGAAAAACAGGGAAAGACCGCAGCUGACAUAGCAUUGGAAUAUGGCGUGUCAGUGUAUGUGUAUUCAUCGGCGGAGCGUGGCGGGGAGGCCAACGAUCGCCUGCAGAGUGGAUCUGGGCUUGCAAAGGUAAUGAUUGAGCGCCACGUAAAGAGUUUGGGCGAAAAGGGACUGCCAUGGACGAUAAUGCGCCCAGGAUUCUUCCUUGAAAACUAUGAGGGUUUCAUUGGUUCAAUUACGGUGGCCGUGAUGAAGAACGGCCUGAAGAAAGAUACCUCCUUGGCCGUCAUUACAUCUGAAGAUAUUGGGAAAGUUGCAGCAGGAAUAUUUAACAACCACGAAGCUUUUGUCCACAAGGAGCUAGCGGUGGUCGGAGAGACAGCGACGAUGCCUCAGCAGGAAGAAGCUUAUCAACGUGCAACGGGUCGAUCAAUGCCCUCCAUACCCAAUCCACUGGCGAAGAUGCUGAUCUCCGUGAAUAAGGCCACGAAAGGGUUGAUUGACCAUAUGGAAAGCGUCAAUGAUGCUCGCGUCUCUGGGAAACAUGUCGAGUGGGAGUCACAGCUUCAGCUAACCCGACAGGCAAAUCCUGAUAUGCAAGGGGUCUACGAAUGGGCUCUGUCGCAGAAAGCGUCGAGCCCCCAACCGACGAAGAGUGGUUGGAAUCAAGUGUCGCUGUGGAAGCUGAUAACCGGAAAGAUGUAACAUCCUUGCUACAGCUUCCGUCAGUGGCUCGUCUUGCCGGGCCUUGCUAGCCACUUGCUUCCACAUGGGCACUGACAACCUCAAGCUGUGAAGAUAACUUUGUCCCAAGCUUGAUUGACGUGCCUGUAACUUUGAACUUCUGGACUACAAUCCGAGAGUAUCAUCAAUAUUCUUGGACCAUACUCGUGUAGACGUACAUGUACAUGUUGAAGCACAUAAUCUAAUUUAAACUGCC
Coniophora puteana RWD-64-598 SS2 is the source of this 1267-nucleotide messenger RNA. Its product is annotated as NAD(P)-binding protein. The record is from RefSeq and is a predicted model, not a curated record. Lineage: Eukaryota; Fungi; Basidiomycota; Agaricomycetes; Boletales; Coniophoraceae. The transcript has 6 exons. Bases 16 to 1032 code for a protein of 338 amino acids.